UUAAUAGACGAGGCAAGGACUGCGCGGGAGUUGAAGAAAAUAGCGAGGGAUAAAGAGAGAGAAGUGAGGGCCAAAGAACUCCAGUUAAGACGCGCCCAAAAAGCUCGCGAUCGCGCAGUCGCAACUUCAAAAAAAGCUCGCGAUAAGCAAAAUAUACCUAAACGAAAAGCUUCAUCGUCUCAAAAGUCAAAAAAGUCAAAGGGUGGUGGUGAUGCAGGCAGCCAAAGUGGUGGUGCGUCUGCAUCGUCGGCUGCGCAGCCCACCACCAAAACAACGAUGCGCGGCCGCAACAUCAAACUGCCAAAGAAAUUUGAGUAG
Exserohilum turcica Et28A is the source of this 318-nucleotide messenger RNA. RefSeq lists its product as uncharacterized. NCBI's taxonomy places the organism in Eukaryota, Fungi, Ascomycota, Dothideomycetes, Pleosporales, Pleosporaceae. The annotation marks the transcript as partial. The record is from RefSeq and is a predicted model, not a curated record. The transcript has a single exon.